AUGAGUAGUGGCGACGCGAGUUGGAAGCGUGCAUCCACUGGGCCCUCCAAGACAGCAGCAACUGUGUGUACCGACUGCAGUGGAGAAUUCGGCUUCUUCAAACGCAAAGUCAACUGCAGUGUGUGUAACGAUGCCAUGUGCACCAAAUGCCGAUCAAACGCACAGUACAACCUGAAGUGUUGUAAGAGCUGUGUGUUGGUGUCCAAGCCCAACCUCACGGCACUUGCGGGAUCAUACACUCUGUGCGAGGAGCUCUCUCUGAAG
Sphaeroforma arctica JP610 is the source of this 264-nucleotide messenger RNA. RefSeq lists its product as hypothetical. The transcript has a single exon. The record is from RefSeq and is a predicted model, not a curated record. NCBI's taxonomy places the organism in Eukaryota, Ichthyosporea, Ichthyophonida. The annotation marks the transcript as partial.